CGAGUUUCAUAGACGAGAGGAGAGGGGUUUAGGGGUUUUACAGGAGUGAAAAAGAAAAUGGGCAAGAAAGAAGGAGACUUGUGGGACGAUUCGGCUCUCAUCAAUGCUUUCGACAACGCCAUGACUACCUACAAGAAAAUGCAUAGCAAGAAACCCAGUCAAGGCUCAACCCAGGAAGACAAGCCUGUGAGCAGUCCUGGAGAACAAGUCAUUGCUGAGGCUGACGAAAGCGAGGAGAUCAAAAGAAUACAAUGGGACACAGACGACGCGACAAAAGAUAUGCCAAAGACUGCUAUAGAAGGUGGAGAGACCAGUAAUCUUUCAGAAGUUAUAGAAAAACAAUCUUUGGAUUCAUAUGUACCCGAUCCCUAUUCACAAGAUGCACAGGACAUGCAAAAUAACUAUUCUUCUUCACAGGGUGGAGAAGAUUAUACAAAGUUACUGAACCAGUAUUAUGAGAUUGAAGAGAAAAGAGAGAAGAUUCUAGAGCAACUUCAUCAAUUUGGUGGUGGGAAUUACCUGUAUUCUGGCGAAGGUUCGGGUUUAGGUUCAGGUGUGCUGUGGAGUAAUCUUUCUAGUUACGAACAAAUUACAGUCCCUGCAAGCCAACCUUCCAAUCCGGCUGGUGUGGCUUCAUGUUGCCUGUACAUGUGUCCGUGCUUGAUGACUUCAUGCAAUGCAUUUCCUGCUUGUUCAUCGGCAUGUGCUGGUAUAACUUGUACAGAAGCUUGUUUGGCAACAAGUAACGGGAAACCUUUAUCUCCUGAAGAUGGAAAUGUUGUCAAGACAGCACUCGGGACUGCAGAAAGAGCAUUAUCAUCCAUGACAACAAAAAUUACUGGUGAUUCUUUAGUAACUGAAGAAAAAAUGGAUGACAAAGAAGGAGCAGAAAUGGCUGAAACCACUAGCUCAGAGACAGAUAUAAGUGUGGUUUUGAAUGCAUGGUAUUCCGCAGGUUUCUACACUGGCAAGUAUCUCGUGGAGCAGUCCGUUGCUAAGAAGCGACAAAGUUAAACGUUCCCUCAAGCUGCAGCAUACAGAUUUUUACUUAUUAUGACACAGGAUCUACAUUUAAAUCAAAAAGUCAGUUUCCUAAUAGCUUUUAACUAGUUGUAAGUGUGAAAUCACUGAAAUGUAGUUUCAUUUCGACCUCAUGCAGAACAGUAACUAAAUUAUCAUGUUAUGAGUGAAUAUUAGUCAAGUUAUUACCCUCCAUCCGUCG
Molecule: messenger RNA, 1222 nt
Organism: Argentina anserina (silverweed cinquefoil)
Lineage: Eukaryota; Viridiplantae; Streptophyta; Magnoliopsida; Rosales; Rosaceae
Exons: 5
Coding region: 58-1014 (318 amino acids)
Source: RefSeq, a predicted model, not a curated record